Nicrophorus vespilloides is the source of this 1229-nucleotide messenger RNA. RefSeq names its product alpha-tocopherol transfer protein-like. Gene Ontology annotation, cellular component: membrane. Gene Ontology annotation, molecular function: phosphatidylinositol bisphosphate binding. The transcript has 6 exons. The coding region runs from base 113 to 1036 and encodes 307 amino acids. Lineage: Eukaryota; Metazoa; Arthropoda; Insecta; Coleoptera; Silphidae. The record is from RefSeq and is a predicted model, not a curated record.
ACGUACCGAGAGUACCCAAAAGCCAUCGUCGCGAGUGGUCGCAUUGUCUCUCUGAUCUUCACGAUUUCGUAGAACUUUCUAAAUCAUCGAACGCUUAAAUACAACUGAAGACAUGUGCUCGACGAGUCACCCGUUCUUGGAUGGCCUGAAGAAUUAUCCUGCAGGCAAAAAGAAGGAUUUGCAAAAGAUUCGAUCAUGGAUCAUCACUCAAGCACAUUUACCCACCAUCUCCGAUGAAUACAUCUACCUGUUCUUGCACGCAUGCUACUACAAUCAGGAUCGAACGAAACAGGCCAUCGAGACGUACUUCACAUUGCGCACAAACACCGCAUCUAUAUUCGGCAAUCGCGAUGUCGAUUCAAACAAAAUCAAAACUUGCACAGAAAUUGCGCACAUAAUCCGGUUACCAAAGGAUACGCCCGAAGGUUACAAGGUUUUGAUGUACAGCGUUAAAGACACCGACUACACGAAACUGGUCUUCGCUGAUGCUGUUAAAGGCUUCUGCAUGUUCAACGAUUGCAUCCUUUCUGAGGAUGGACUCGCGGAAGGAUACGUUGUUCUGUUUGAUAUGAAAGGCUUAGCUCUGGGACAUAUAGCAAGGGUCAGCUUACCAGCCCUUAAAGCAUUCAUGGUCUACAUUCAGGAAGCUCACCCAGCCAGACUGAAAGCGGUCCAUGUCUUGAACACAGCCAACUACAUCAACCACAUAAUGAGGAUCGUCAUACCGUUAAUUAGAUCAGAGCUCAUUAGUAUCGUUAAAUUCCACAAAGGGAAUGUGCCAGAAGGAUUUCCAGUGGAAAUAAUGCCAAAGGAUUACGGCGGUGAAGCUCCCAGCACCACAGAACUGGACGGCCACACUCUAUCCUUGAUGACUAAAUACAAGCAGUGGUUGCUCGAUUCGGAGACAUUUCGCGUGGACGAAUCGCGCAGGGUUAAGAAGGCUUCCUGGUGGAGCUUGCUGAGCGGAUCAAAUCAGACGGCGCAAGCUUUGGAGGAGCAGAAUAAGACUCUCUUCCAGAAUUUGCAAAUAGAUUAAUCAAAGACUUUUUACAUAUAUACAUAUAUAAAAAAGGUGACUGGAACUAUGUAUUGUAAUAUUUGUAAGAUAUAUACUUUUUCUAAAAUAAAUCUAAUCUCAUGAAUUACAGCAUCUUCAUUUUGAAUUACUACUGUGGUGGCGCUGUCAUCAAAUCUUAGCUACUUAAGUUACUAAAACAUGCCACUAUAUA